Molecule: messenger RNA, 1017 nt
Organism: Stomoxys calcitrans (stable fly)
Lineage: Eukaryota; Metazoa; Arthropoda; Insecta; Diptera; Muscidae
Product: RING finger protein narya
Exons: 1
Coding region: 127-1017 (296 amino acids)
Biological process (GO): reciprocal meiotic recombination; homologous chromosome pairing at meiosis; protein sumoylation
Cellular component (GO): synaptonemal complex
Molecular function (GO): SUMO transferase activity
Source: RefSeq, a predicted model, not a curated record
UAACACAUGGGCGGCAAUGUUGGCAGCAUCGUUUACCGUUAGUCUUAAGACAAAUAGCUCUGCACCUCGUUUUUGAAGUAAUUGGUCAAGUUUUCUAUUUUAUCGGAAAAAGCCUUUCGAACUAAAAUGUUUCCCUUGUUUUGUAACAAUUGCUUUCGACGCCAAUCGCUCGAGCCGCACCUGAUAUUCUAUGUUUCAAGUUGCGCCCAUGUGCUUUGCGAAGAAUGUGUCCAGAAGUGUGCUCUUUGCAAAAAAGUCUACAAGCCCUAUGCCAUUAAUAAUGAAACGCCCUGGGAAAUAGCCGAAUAUUUUGAAACUCCCAAUAAGCACAGCCACAAAUAUUCAAAAAUCCUAAGGUUCCAAUAUAGCCAGCAACUACGGCUGGCCAAAUUUGAGGAAAUGCAACAUUUUGAGAAAAUGGAACAAGAUUUACUUGCAGAAACCUCUUCGAACGAAUCAAGCGGAAUGCAAGAUAUGCUGAAAGAACUAUUAAACAUUGACAAAAAUGAAGAGCAAGCAAGUGCACAAAUUAGACAAACAGGCGAAUCUAAUAAGCAUAUUUCUAGAGCAUCCAAGAUGGAGGAGCAGUCCAAGCCUAGUUAUCGAAGAAAUGGUCACCGGAAAAGCACCAGUAACUUUGCAGAUCUGGCACUACAUGAUUCAAGCUCUAAAUCAAAGAACCCUGUUUCAAUGGUGUCAAUGAUGGAGGAGGAGCAGCCCGAGACUGUUUGUAAACAUAAACGCCAAGAAACCGCCGAAAUGAGGAAACAGGAAUUGAACGCGUCUAUGGUAAAGCAAGAAAUUAGGCCUCGUUACGAAAAAGAUGUUCGUCGAGCAAAUAAUCCUUCAUCAUUUUCAUGUGGCUAUACUCCAUAUCAUCCCAAAUCUGUUUCCAAAUGCAGCACUUUAACUAGGGCCGAGGGAGUUAUGCCAGCAGAUCGAGGCCAUGGUCAGAAGGUUUUGCCGAGUUUUUUAGCCAGCCCGGACCGCAAAAAAAAGAAACUAACCAAUUUUUAA